AUGGAUCUGGCUAAAUCUUUAUUCAGUUCCCGCGAUCAUGACGGUUACGUCGGGCGUGAGGAACACGAACGUAAAAUUAGUGCAGCUUUAGCAGAUGACGACCCAGAAGAUGUAAUUGAUUCUAUCCGUGGUAUGAAUGUAGCUGACGAGCUCUUGCCAGCACCUGGAGGCCCUUUUUCAGCGCUUACAGCUAGCAUGGUACCUCAGGAUAUAAUGGCGAAAUUGGCACAACCAGAAUCAGAAGGCCACGGAGGCGGGUUACCAGAUUAUCGAUUCGAUGAAUUCGGUUUUUGUGUAGAUGAAGAAGACGGCCCCGAACAGAGUUCGAAUAAACUGCUAGCUAAUAUUUUCAUAGAGGAUGACCAACAUAGACUCCAGUGGGAAUUUUACAGCAAAGAAAUAAACUUUUCCGAAAACAAGUUGGAAAAAACAGAAAAGCUUCAAAGUAUGGUAAAAGAUGGAGUGCCGCAUUCCUUAAGGCCGCAAGUAUGGAUGCAUUUAUGUGGAGCCAGUAAGAAAAGAGCAACAACCGAAAUAACUUAUCACGAAAUUGUCAGGGCCUCGAGUGAUGAUGGCUUGGUUACUAGCAAGCAGAUAGAAAAAGACUUAGUACAAAUAUUACCAAACAAUGUUUGUUUUUCACAUCCAACUAGCACUGGGGUGCCAAGACUCCGUCGUAUUCUCCGAGCAUUAGCAUGGCUGUAUCCCGAUAUUGGUUACUGCCAAGGUACAGGAAUGAUAGCUGCAUCACUUCUCCUGCUUAUGGAAGAAGAAGAGGCAUUUUGGAUCAUGUGUACCACGGUCGAAGAUCUGCUGCCCGCAUCAUACUACUCGUCAACAUUAAUCGGCAUACAGGCCGAUCAAAAAGUCUUAAGAAGUCUCAUAUCAACGUACUUACCUGGUAUAGAACAAGUUUUAAAUGCCCAUGACAUUGAGCUCUCUCUUAUAACAAUGCACUGGUUCCUCACUUUAUAUGCUAAUGUUGUGCACAUGAAAAUUUUGCUACGAAUUUGGGAUCUAUUCUUCUUAGAUGGUUCGAUUGUACUGUUCAAAGUCACCUUGGCAAUGUUGAAGAUUAAAGAGAACAGAUUCACAGAGAUAUCAAAUUCAGCUCAAAUAUUUAAUGCAUUAUCGGAUAUUCCUGGUGAAAUUGAUGAUGUUGAUGUACUAAUUAAAACUAUUGAUGAUGUUUGUGGGGAUACUUUAAGUCCAGCCCUCAUCGAGACCCACAGACGGCGGCAUUUAGCUUAUUUGAUGGCAGAUCAAGGAGCGCUAGUAGGAAAUCCCAAUGCUGUGCCUAACUUGCCCAAACAGCAACUCCAAAGACGGCAGAUAAAACGUAGCAAAUCUGUUAUUCAAACAAUUUUAUUCGGAGAUGACACUAACAAUGAAGAUGCAGUUUCUAAAAAUGUCAAACAAACGGAAAUCUUGGUUGAUCUCAGGGAAGCUAUCUUACAAGUUGCUCGACACUUUCUUGCCCUGGAACCACAGUUGCAAUCAGAAAUUCUUCUUACAGCAGACUACACUAUGCAAAGUCAUGCGGCUGAUAGAGAAAGAUAUGUUAAUGUAUCUCGAAGUAAAAGGCGACGUGCCAAGGCUCUUCUGGAUUUUGAGAGACGAGACGGAGAUGAGCUUGGGUUUAGAAAAAAUGAUGUCAUAGAAGUCAUAAGUUCAAGAGACGAACACUGUUGGAUCGGAGAAUUAAAUGGUCUAAGAGGCUGGUUUCCUGCUAGGUUCGUUAAGCUAUUAGAUGAAAAAGGUGUAAAAUACAGUAGAGCUGGUGACGAUUCAGUUACUGAGAAAGCAGCCCAUCUUGUCCGAGGAGUUCUAGCACCUGCAUUUAAAAGGGUAUUGCUACAUGGAAUCAAGAAACCAAGCUUUCUGGAUGGGCCCUGCCAUCCGUGGUUGUUCAUUGAAGAGGCCUCAUCUAGAGAGGUUGAGAAAGAUUUUAAUUCUGUGUAUAGUAGAUUAGUGUUAUGCAAAACAUAUCGUUUAGAUGAAGAUGGUAAGGUACUUACUCCGGAAGAGUUGCUUUAUAGAUGCGUACAAGCUAUAAAUUUGUCCCACGACAACGCUCACGCUCAGAUGGACGUUAAAUUACGUACAUUAAUAUGUAUGGGUUUGAAUGAAGAGGCAUUGCAUCUGUGGCUAGAGGUUCUGUGUUCAUGUGUUGAUGUUGUCCAAAAAUGGUACCACCCAUGGUCUUUUAUCAAUUCCCCGGGUUGGGUUCAGAUAAAAUGCGAGCUGAGGAUACUUUCUCAGUUUGGUUUUAAUUUAAAUCCUGAUUGGGAGCUUCCUUUGAAAAAGGAUACUCAGAAUCAGCCAUUAAAGGAAGGAGUGAGGGACAUGCUUGUUAAACAUCACUUAUUUUCUUGGGAUCUCUAA
Danaus chrysippus (African queen) is the source of this 2385-nucleotide messenger RNA. Lineage: Eukaryota; Metazoa; Arthropoda; Insecta; Lepidoptera; Nymphalidae. The record is from the annotation of a GenBank genome assembly.